AAAAAAGAUAAUGUCUUAUAUUCUAUUUGCAAACAAUAUCGUAAAGCUUGGUGUGUGAGUAAGAAACAAAGUAAAGGUAACAAUUUUGGAAAAUAGGAAGAUGAAUUUUUAUUCAAUGAGAAGACGAGUGGUUAAAGUCGCAAUAUUGACUGCUGUGGUUACUACAGCUGCAUGUUUAAUUAUUUCUUUAGUUUUAUUAACUGACAAGCAUAAUAUAUUUCAAAAAAGAGAAAUACAGGAGCAGGAGCAGGAACAAUCCACAAAGCCAAUCUUAAGGAAUAGUAUACAAUGUUACCGUUCCAAGAUUGAAAGUAUCCCUGAUAUAUCAGAUUCGCAUCCACGAAAGGAUAAAUCCAUCUUCUUCCAUGAAAGUUCGUGCAAGUCGUACUAUAAUAACAAGAUUUUUAUUAACGCAAGACAAGCUUGUGCUGUGGAGAGCGCUGCAACAUUAAAUCCUAAUUUGGAUGUUUACUUACUAUAUUCUUCACCAGGAAUAUUUAAAUACGAUGGGCACGAGUCAGAUGAUCUACUGGAAGCUAUUCUUAGUUACGAAAAUAUCCAUGUGAUGCAUGUUGAUUUUGAAAGAUAUAUUGAAGGCACGCCAUUGGAAAGUCUUUAUAAAAAUGGAAAGAUAGAGCAGUCAAACUAUGCGAUUUCGCACGCUAGUGAUAUAUUAAGGUUCCUUUCUUUAUGGAAAUAUGGCGGCAUUUAUUUAGACCUUGACACAAUCUCUAUAAAAACUUUGGACGGCCUACCACUUAAUUUUGCUGGCCUUGAAACUAAUGUAAGCGUUAAUAGCGCAAUUUUAAGUUUUAAUUCAAGUGACUAUGGACAUGUUCUGGCAGAAAAGUGUAUUAUGGAUUUGAAGAGGAAUUUCAAUGGACGGUUAUGGGCUAAUAAUGGCCCUGGUGUAAUAACCAGAUUAAUAAGAUCUAUAUGUGGAGUGGAAAAACGUCAAGCAAUACAAGCGAAUACUUGUCAAGGAUUUAGACUAUUCUCAGAAUCAGCGUUUUAUCCAAUAUCAGGACCGUCUUGGGAGAUGUAUUUUAACGAGACUUAUCUAAACGAAGUACUGAAAAAAACUAGUUCUAGUUAUGUCCUCCAUAUUUGGAACAACAAUAGUGCCAACAGAAAGCUACCAGUAGAUUCAAAAGCGCCUUAUUUGUAUUUUGCCAAGAAGUAUUGUCCAAAAGUGAUUGAAGUUUGCACAGAUUUCUUUUAAUCGUUUUUAUUGAUUUAUAUGAGUUUUUUUAUAUAAUAUAUAUUUUUGUA
Diabrotica virgifera virgifera (western corn rootworm) is the source of this 1272-nucleotide messenger RNA. Its product is annotated as lactosylceramide 4-alpha-galactosyltransferase-like. Gene Ontology annotation, molecular function: hexosyltransferase activity. NCBI's taxonomy places the organism in Eukaryota, Metazoa, Arthropoda, Insecta, Coleoptera, Chrysomelidae. The transcript has 5 exons. The record is from RefSeq and is a predicted model, not a curated record. Bases 101 to 1222 code for a protein of 373 amino acids. Gene Ontology annotation, biological process: glycosphingolipid biosynthetic process.